UGGUAAUGAAAUAAAUAUAAAUCGGGCAGUGCAUGAUAUAAAUCGGCAAGCGUCAUGACGAGCCAAAAGAUUACACUGGCGCACGGUGAUCUGUUUUCUAGAUUUCCAUCGAGUGUAGAACAGAAUGCGAGGCAGCGGAACAGGAGACAGAGAAAGUGCAUGGUGAGCAAAAGGUGCGGGAGGUGCGGAAGGAAGGAUAUUGAUCGACGGUAGGAGUGCGCGCAUGGGAGAUCCUCUCUGUCCCACCCUGCGGCCUGCAUCCACCUAGGUGGCUGACGAUGGAAUGUGUAUCGUGUCAGUUGGUACUUUAGAAUCCACACCACACCACGAUCACAAACGGUCCGACAAAUCGGGUGCCGGGAUCGGGAAGUUGGUCGGUGCUCUGCGCCAAGGGUGUGUCGUGCCGUGGACACUGUGAACCUCGAUGAGAGGACGACGAACUACGCCGGUCCAAACAUUCAAGGACCGGUCGGCGUAACAGGAAGUAGAAGGGACACGCGACGAAUCCAUUCAUUAUUGGUGAUUUCACGAAGCCUCCGCCGUACAUGACAGACUUGUGCGCUCAGAUGUGAACAGUCAAAUAGGCACGUUCUGCAUGUGUUAUCGUUCGCGAGAGUGUACAUGUAAUUUAUUGGCAUUGAUUGGGAACAGUAGACACGCGAAGCGAAACCACAGUACACGCAUACUACGUACUCUCUCUCUCAUCUGUUUUCUUUCCCCUUUUUGCCUUAAUCGACACCACAUUGACACUAAUAUCGCCAGUCAAUUGUCAUUAGUGUCAAUUGAAUAAAUAAAGGGAGAGAGAACGAGAGAGAGAGAGAGAGAAAGGGAGGGGGGGAAAUCAAAAGAAACGAAACCAUGGCGAAUUGGGACUGGGAAGACACCGACUGGGAUUGGGAAGAUACGGAAGAAUCAUCCUGUGGAGAGGAGCAGAAGCAGAUUAUCUCAGAGCCAGAGAUUGACAAGGAGUGGCUCCUUGGUAUCCUAAGGGAAUUUCACAAAGAACCGGUCACAAUAACCGAAUGUAACGUAAGUCCGGGCUGUAUGAGUAAUGAAAGCGCGCUCAGUGCUAUAAUUCGUGUUAAACUCAAGUACGUGUUGAACGACACAAACACUACGCAAGAUCUGUCGCUUAUCGUCAAAGAGCUUCCAAAAGAUGCGUUCAGUCGGUUCUUUGUUAUCGAAGGCCAAUUCGAUCUUCGAGAAAUUAAAUUUUACACACAGGUUAUGCCCGACCUGAAAGAAUUUCAAAAGAAGCAACUAGCAUCCCAGGGAAAUGAAUCGGACGAGGAAAUUGUCUUGUCGGUUCCAGUAUGCUAUCACGCACAUUACACACCAGCCGACGAAUCGGACGAUAACCCUACAACACCAGAUUCUAUUCUGGUGCUACACGAUCUCCGUGACUAUGAUUUUCGACAUAUUAAAUUUCGCGAGGGAAUGACAUACGAUCAAACUAAAGUUGCGUUAGAUGCUAUAGCACGUAUACACGCGCAUUCUCUCGCAAUGAAAGUUGUCGAGGGAGAGCCUUUGUCCGAACGUUAUCCAUUCCUCUUCCAAACAGCGAAAGCAACGGACUCGUAUCAACAGUUAGUUGAACGUGGUUUGCCACAACUUGCCAAAUUUUUGAAAAGUACCCCGGGAUUAGAAGAGAUACUCGAGGCUUUGCUUGUACUACGACCUAGAACUAAGCAUAUAAUAUCGGCACUUCUUGCACCGGAGGGACCGUUAGCCUUGAUAACACACACAGAUUUCUGGUGUAAUAAUCUACUUUUCAAAGAAGGGCCAUCCGGCCUCGAAUGCUGCAUCCUCGAUUGGCAAAUGGUCACCUAUAGUAGACCAACUAAUGACAUCGCUCUGUUGUUAGUGAGUUCAUUGCCAACUGAAUUACGUCGAAAACACACAGAAACCUUCCUUGAUAUCUACUGGGAGGCUUUAAAUAGCACGACUUCUCGUCUUGGCGUUGACAUUCCUAAAGAUUUGGGCUAUACAAGAGAAGACUUAAAUAAGGACUACAGACGAUCGCAACUUCUCGCUCUUCUACUUUGUAUUGGAUCCGUAGAUGUUGCUUUAGGCGAUGCAGAUACUGAACAACGCUUGAUCGACGUUUUAAAAGACCUUCAUAAUGAAGGUGUACUUACAGAUGAGACUGCGAUUGCUAAUAGCGAAAACGACUCUUAGUCAGCGUUAUUACUGCCCAUGAUAGUGCUGCAGCGAAUUAAUACUUCUAUACGAAAUGUAAAUCGAGAAAGCAAAAGUUAUAGAACUGAUUGUUCAACAGCUCGAUUCGUCUGCCAUUGCGACUAACGUAAUACAUCUCAAGCAAAAAGGCUUGUAUCGAUAAUUAUGUAAUUGCGGAAUCGAAAUCACGAAGUCAAGUAUAUGAGAAUAGAAUUGAUGUUAGACUUUUAUGUUUAACAGUAUUUCAAUAUUGGAUUGUUCUUGCGAUAUGUACACCCACAAUUUAGUAAGAACGUUAAGUAAACAAAAAAAUCAAUAAACAUUAUAUAAAGUUUUCAAAUUAAAAACGAUUCGAAAUGUAAAAGAAUUGCUAAUACGUGCCAUAACAAAUAACUUAAGUCCGGGGAAACAUUUUUCUCCACGAGUCAGUUAAAUACAACAAUAUGUUUGAUUGAAAUUUCUUGAAAGUUCUUUUAUCAAAAUUUCUUCCCGCAAUUACUAUAACGGCUAUACGACCGACAUUCUGUUACUGCUAAUUCACAUAUGCAAUAAUUAUAUUAUCCCAUUUCUUUGUACAAACUAUAUAAAUAAAAUACUUUGAUGUUGUCAUGAAUUUA
Molecule: messenger RNA, 2795 nt
Organism: Frieseomelitta varia
Lineage: Eukaryota; Metazoa; Arthropoda; Insecta; Hymenoptera; Apidae
Exons: 3
Coding region: 859-2178 (439 amino acids)
Source: RefSeq, a predicted model, not a curated record